This is a messenger RNA of Candidula unifasciata, 996 nucleotides long. The record is from the annotation of a GenBank genome assembly. NCBI's taxonomy places the organism in Eukaryota, Metazoa, Mollusca, Gastropoda, Stylommatophora, Geomitridae.
AUGGGAAGUACAGGCGGUGGAAGUUACGGCAGCAGUGGCGGAAACGGAAGUUAUGAUGGCAGUAAGGGAAGUGGAAGUUAUGAAAGUCGCAGCAGAAGUGGCAGCGGAAGUGGCAGCGGAAGUGGCAGCGGAAGUGGAAGCGGAAGUGGCAGCGGAAGUGGAAGCGGAAGUGGCAGCGGAAGUGGAAGCGGAAGUGGAAGCGGAAGUGGCAGCGGAAGCGGAAGUGGCAGCGGAAGCGGAAGUGGCAGCGGAAGUGGCAGCAGAGGUCGCAGAGCAAGUGGCAGCGGAAGUGGAAGUGGCAGCGGAAGUGGCAGCGGAAGUGGCAGCGGAAGUGGCAGCGGAAGCGGAAGUGGCAGCGGAAGUGGCAGCGGAAGCGGAAGUGGCAGCGGAAGUGGCAGCGGAAGUGGCAGCGGAAGUGGCAGCGGAAGUGGCAGCAGAGGUCGCAGCGCAAGUGGCAGCGGAAGUGGCAGUGGAAGUGGAAGCGGAAGUGGCAGCGGAAGUGGUAGCGGAAGUGGCAGCGGAAGUGGCAGCGGAAGCGGAAGUGGCAGCGGAAGUGGCAGCGGAAGUGGCAGCAGAGGUCGCAGCGGAAGUGGCAGAGGAAGUGGCAGCUAUGGCAGCGGAAGUGGAAGUUACGGUAGCGGCGGCACUAAAGGCUAUGGUAGUGGCAGCGGGAGUUAUGGAAGCGGAAGUGGAAGCUAUGGUAGCGGCAGUGGAAGUGGAGCCUACGGUAGCGACAGUGGAAGUAGAGGCUACGGUAGCGGCAGUGGAAGCUAUGGUAGCGGCAGUGGAAGUGGAAGCUAUGGUAGCGGCAGUGGAAGCUACGGAGGUGGCAAAUCUGACAGUAAGUUAAAUGGGUCUGGGGGAUCAGGAAGUGGAUAUGGCAGUUCUGGAAGUUAUGAUGGAUCGGGUGGGUACGGAUCAUACGGUUGGUCAAGUUCAGGGGGUAACAAGGCAGGCUCUUCCGGUGGAUCAUCUUCAGGAAGCUGUUGUGGUUAG